Molecule: messenger RNA, 1806 nt
Organism: Suillus bovinus
Lineage: Eukaryota; Fungi; Basidiomycota; Agaricomycetes; Boletales; Suillaceae
Product: chaperonin 10-like protein
Exons: 5
Molecular function (GO): oxidoreductase activity, acting on NAD(P)H
Source: RefSeq, a predicted model, not a curated record
CUCGAACCAACCAUUGAACAAGAUCUUUGAAACAUACAUUUGACAUUAAGACUUCGGGCUAGGAUGAUCGUUGCGACUCGACUCGAAUCUUAUAUAUUGUCCGACGUCGCACCUUUGAUAUGGUCUUUGUAAACACUUCAACAUCCAUCACAUCCGGGCGAUCACUCGCUAUUAUGGAGUGGCGCAUGUUUGUGCUCAGCGCUAUUAGACUCGUAAGCACUGACCUGAUUGCGUCAGAAUUCGACAGAGCGCAAAUCGAAAUUGCUAUGUCGCCUUUAGGAGCUAUAAACACGCCCGCGUAACAGCAUUCACCAUCAAAUACUACCAUGUCAUCGCAAACUCAUCUUGCAUUCGCAAGUACGGCUAUUGGAAUAACGUCUGUCAUUCAGGUCCCAACACCAUCUCCUGGACCCGGUGAGGUCUUGGUCAAAGUGGCAUUCAGCGCAGUGAUACCUCUUGACACAUACCUGGCGGAUUACGGUCGAACCACAAAUGGCGAAUACCCCGCCGUAUUAGGCCUCAAUCUUAGUGGAGUUGUGGAGGCUGUUGGCUCUGGUGUGAAUGGCCUGCAGACGGGAGACAAGGUUUGCGGAUUCGCCACGGGUGGAUCAAAGGAGAAGGGUUUACAAGAAUAUGCAAUCAUACACAGUUCCACCUGCGCCAAGCUCCCCGAUGAUUACUCGCUCGAAGCAGCUGCAACAAUCCCCGACAACUUUAUAACUGCAUUUUACACGCUGUUCGAUCGUUUGGAACUUACUCCGCCAACGUUCCCCGUCUCUGUACCACCUCCCCAUGCAGAGACUCCGAUCCUUGUUUAUGGUGCGGGAGCUACGUCUGGUCAAUACACUGUUCAGCUGUUGGCCCUUGCUGGGUACAACCGGAUCAUCGCAACCGCGUCCCCUCGCCACCAUUCUUACCUCAAGUCUCUUGGCGCCGCCUAUGUCAUAGACUACAGUGCUGAUGACAUGCCCGAGAAGAUCCUACUCGCUGCAGGCAACAAUCUUCAAUUUGUUGUGGACUGCAUCAGCUCUGAGGGCACACUCAAAAGCAUAUCUAGUGUCGUUAGCUCCGACGGUGUGGUCGCCAUGCUAUUGCCAGUGACGGAAGGCAGCAGGCAUGUUGCAGGGAAAGACACGCAAAUGUGGAUGGAGUUACCUGUCGACAGAAACCCCUUCCCAGAUUCGGUGAAACUUGUGGGCGUGAGGACGCUGUUGUAUAAACAGAAUGAGUACCUUCGUGACAAUCUGAUGCCGAAGAUCCUCCCUCAACUGUUGGAGGAAGGCAUUAUUCGACCCAAUCGAGUUCGCCUAUUUGAUCAAGGAUCUCUACAAGAUCGCUGCCAAGAAGCUCUUGAUGUCGUACGGAAUGGACAAGUGAGCGGAGAAAAGGUGAUCGUGAAAUAGCAUCCAUGUAACCCUCGUGACCAGCACUUCUAGACCAGCCCCUCUAUGGUCACAAGUCUUAUCUUACAAUUCAAGUUCUCAUGGUAUCGUAGCACUUACUUAUAAGUUGUCCCGUUAUCGUGAUGUUGGGUGCAAUUCACUCGUCAAGGUCCUUUGUUAUCCGUGCUAGGCCUACAACCGCUCUUCGUCUCCCACAAUACCCCGUUUUUGCACUCGCUUCAGAACACAACAAUAAAUGUCUACUAUCAUCACACCUGUUUCGACGCCUAACGCAUCCUUGGCCAUUGGGCCAUAUUCCCAAGCCAUCAAAGUUGGCGAAUUCGUGUUCGUUUCGGGUUGCAUGCCUAUCGUACCUUCCACGAUGCAGAUAGUCGAAGGUGGUAUCGAGGAGCAAGCCAAACAG